Lodderomyces margitis is the source of this 753-nucleotide messenger RNA. It is a transcript of the gene ZCF22, whose product is annotated as Zcf22p. Gene Ontology annotation, cellular component: nucleus. The transcript has 2 exons. Bases 1 to 753 code for a protein of 250 amino acids. Gene Ontology annotation, molecular function: DNA-binding transcription factor activity, RNA polymerase II-specific; transcription cis-regulatory region binding; zinc ion binding. The record is from RefSeq and is a predicted model, not a curated record. Gene Ontology annotation, biological process: positive regulation of transcription by RNA polymerase II. Lineage: Eukaryota; Fungi; Ascomycota; Pichiomycetes; Serinales; Debaryomycetaceae.
AUGUUUUCCAUAUUUGAUGCGUCGUCGUUCACUGAUGUCAACAGAAAACUUACCCCACCAGAAACUCCGAUACGCACUUCAACCACCAAUACUACACAAGUGGAUGACAGUAAUGCACUCAUUAUCGGAUUCGAACAAAAACAAAUCAAGACACAUAAUAUAGUGGGUGCUAGAUUCAGAAGCAAGACCGGUUGUUUGAACUGUCGCAAGAGAAAGAAGAAAUGCGAUGAGACAUCACCUGUGUGCCAAGCGUGCCAAGUGAGGAAUCAAAAAUGUGUCUGGCCGGACUUGUCGAAAAAGACCAACAGUCGAGUUCUGAAGCCAGGUGCCUCAACCAUCAAGCAAAGACUGCCACCCAUGCGUCUAUCAUCACUGGAUAGCAACAGCUCCUCUACUGAAAGUGUGUCCUCUGGAAGGACUCAAAGUGGGUCAUCAUCAUUAAGAACAUCGCCAGCAACAAAAUCUACAUCACCGUCAUCGUCAAGUUUACUGUUGUAUCGUGCUGCUAGACCUUCUAGAAAAUAUGAUAAUACUCUAUUAUCUUUUGAUCCGGCACAUAUGACGCCUGCAUUACCCAUUUCAUCAACUCGAAAUGAUACAGAGACAAAGAAUGUAACAGAAAAUGAAGAUAAGCUGCUGCUGCAUGUUGUGACGGGUUUAAGUGUGCUUACUGGUAUAGUAGACUUUGAUAACGAUGUCGAAGAAGCUAUGGAUGAUGUAGGCCAUUUGAACAUGAAUGUUUUAUUCACGUAG